CAGUUUAUUAUCCUCCUCUUUGAUGGAUAGUGAGUUUGAUGCACCGAGAUGGGACAUAAGUGCUCACUCACCCAUAAUUGAACAAGUAAUAUCGAAAUUCAAGUUUAAAUUGAAAUCUGGAGGCUUCUUUCGGUUAGCUAGGAACUCAUGUAGGCAAGUGUAUUGCUUUGGAUCUACAAAAUGUCUCUAUAUAGACACAUUUUCAUACAACUUAAAUCAUCUAGGUGAAGAGGUGAAAAAACACUAUUCAUCACAAACCGAUAUUGUUUUGUCCAUAGUAUUUGUUGACAAAUAUGCAAAAGAGCAAUGGUUUAUUGAACUUGAUAAUGAUAAGAGCUUCAUGGUGAUGCUAAACAUGUAUAAUGAGGAUAAAGAAGUAACAAUUUAUGCGACAACCGAAAAAUUAAGGUAUAACCCUGAACCGUUAAGUUGUCAAGAUAAAGUUAUUGAUGAAUUUGAUGAUGAAAAUGAGACAAACUCGGUUUGUCCAACUCAAGAAAGUUAUCAUAGUCUUCAUAGUUCUGAUAACGAAUACGAGCUUCUAAAUUAUGGUGAAACUUCUGCAUAUACAUGUUGUGGAGAUAAAAAUUACAAGUGGAGAAUUCAUGCUUCUCUUACACAAGAUGCUGUAACUUUUGAAGUAAAGAAAUGUGUAGAAACUCAUUCUUGUAUUCGAAGCAAAAAGAGUGGUAACAAACAUGCCACUCAAGGAUGGAUUGUUGAUGUUGUUACCGACAAGUUGAAAUCUGAAGGCGAUGUCUCUCCUACCGACCUAAAAAAGUGGCUUAUGCAUACCUACAAUGUUGAAGUACCAUAUAUGAGAGUCUUUAGAGGAAGAGAGCAAGCUUAUAUCGAUAUGUAUGGCAAGUGGGAUGAAUCUUAUGUAAAUAUAUAUGAUUUCAAACAAGAACUUGAAAAGAGAAACCCAAGAAAUGGGGUGGAGAUUGAUUUGCAGACAGUGGGUGAAAAGAAACAUUUCCUACGCUUUUUUAUAUCAUUAACAGCAUGUUCUAAGGGGUUUCUUGCUGGUUGCCGUCCUUACAUUGGGCUUGAUGCUUGUCAUUUGAAAGGGAAAUUUAAUGGUGUGUUAGCCGCUGCUACAAGUAUCGACGGUAACAAUGGUGACAUACGUUAUAAACCGGUGCUUGAUCUCCUUGAUGCAAUUAGAGAAAAGCUUAUGGAACGAUUUGACAAGAAAAGGAGUAAGAACUUGGGUGAAUAUCAAGUUUGUAGAAGCAGUGACAAUAAAGCAGAAGUGAAGUACAAAGGAUAUCAUUGGGAUGUUGUAUUGAACGAGAAAAUAUGUAGUUGUCGAAAAUGGCAAGUUACAGGCCUUCCGUGUGUGCAUGCAGCUGCUUUUAUUGGUUUCACAAGGGAGCCUAGUUGGGACAAAUAUGUUGAUACAUAUUUCACAGUCGACAAGUUUAAAGAAGCAUAUGCUUUAGAAAUUGGUCCGAUGCCCGAAAAAGAUCAAUGGGUGAAUAUAGAGUUAGUUGAUAAGAUAUACCCUCCUAUUAUAAAACGACCUAAAAAGAAUAGAAUUAUAGCACAUGAUGAGCCCAAGAAAAGACACAGAUGUCCGCGUUGUGGUAUAUAUGGACACCAUCAAAGAACUUGCAAAAAUCCUACAUCUCAAGGUUUUGAUGAAGCAUCCUUUAGCAAGAGGAAAGAACACAAAAAAUCAUGA
Lactuca saligna is the source of this 1687-nucleotide messenger RNA. The record is from the annotation of a GenBank genome assembly. NCBI's taxonomy places the organism in Eukaryota, Viridiplantae, Streptophyta, Magnoliopsida, Asterales, Asteraceae.